ACGGGGCCUCUGCAGCACUUGGGAAGGAGCCAGCAAGAGGGACAGCCAUGCGGGAAGCCCAACCUAUCCUGGCUGUGGUGGUGGUGGUGGGCUUGCUGGCCACCUCUGCCUUGGGUACACAGCUGGCAGGAGAAAGCAUUAAGGCGGGAAGGAAAGUGAGUUGGCCCAGGACAGGUCUAGAGAUCUGUCAGUGGGUUGUAGAGGAGGAUGUAGAGAGGAACUGCUCCGCCUGCUUCAAUGCUGCCGACUCCUGGCAAAAGACAAAGAGGUGUGUGAGGGACUGGCUUCCUGCUUCAAUUGCUAGCUGUUACGAGACAGCAUCCAGCACCAGGAAGGCAUUCAAUCGCUGUGUCACUCGGAGCUAUGAGAAGAGUUUGCGUUUCAAUAAGAAAACAAAUUUAUAUUUUGACAAGAGCAGCAGAUUCUUGAACAAGAUUGCUGGGUACUCCUACUUGGAGGGCGGCCCGGCAGCACUUUUCUCUGGCUUUGCCCAGGACCUUCUCCUCAACACUGGCGGCAUCAAGGAUGCACUGAGCACCAGUGAAGACUGUAAGAGGAAGUUCAGUGGAGGGCAGAGGAAGGGGGCCCGGCAUGCACCACACGCCAGUGAGCUGCAGCUUCGAGUAUUCAAGCCAAGCUUACAAGAGGUGGAAUAUGAGUAUGGCAAAGUGGGCCACAGCAUGCCCUUCAAGGGGGUGGGUCCCCUCGCCCAAACAAUUUUGAAAGGCAUGUGCAACACCCACUACCUGGAGGACCAACAAAAACUACAACUUCUGGUGGACUCUGCUGUGACCUCUCAUCUGCCCAUGCCUGCCUGGGUAUUCCAAGAAGUAGUGAAGAAAAUCAGCUCUGUUCAGAUUUAAAAAUUUAGCAAGGAAAACUUGAUAUUGAUGUGCUUAUCAGCAUGAUACACUUGCACAAAUAGAUUGAAUAACCAUGAAGAAACCAGUCUACAAAGUCUACAAAUGAUGGUUUCUGUUAACAUACUGUGUGCUAUAUGAACUGGCAAAUUCUGUAUGUAAACAUAAUUGGCUUUGACAUAGAAUUUUCUGGAGGCAGAUGACAAAAAUAAACAAUAAACUUGUA
Messenger RNA from Eriocheir sinensis (Chinese mitten crab), 1086 nucleotides. RefSeq lists its product as uncharacterized. The transcript has 8 exons. The coding region runs from base 48 to 863 and encodes 271 amino acids. The record is from RefSeq and is a predicted model, not a curated record. Lineage: Eukaryota; Metazoa; Arthropoda; Malacostraca; Decapoda; Varunidae.